AUGAAUCCUCGUUACAACCUCAUCUACGUCGUCGGCCCUACACCUGGGCCCGUGCACUCAUAUUGCCUCAUACACGAUACUUGGCUUUUACCGCACCGAAGAAGAAUGCUUACCGAGGGAAACACUCCCCCCAUGCCUACGUGGCAACCGGAUGUUGAUUCCGAAGGGCUUAUAUAUCCUUAUGGAGAUUCGCGGAACAUUCCACUUUGUAACGAAAAUGACUUUGCCGAGGAUGUAUACCAUGACUCAAUUCUGCCUUACAGUUCUUCACUAAUAACCUAUAACUAA
Protopolystoma xenopodis is the source of this 288-nucleotide messenger RNA. The record is from the annotation of a GenBank genome assembly. NCBI's taxonomy places the organism in Eukaryota, Metazoa, Platyhelminthes, Monogenea, Polystomatidea, Polystomatidae.